UCCGUUCAUGUGCACCUCUGUCAAAUCCAAAAUGUAAAUAAAUAGCAAGAGCGUUUUUGUGGCAGUUUUAUUAGCAGCCCUCGGUUAGCCGAUGCUCUGCUGCUCAACUUUGAAACCCCCAGUGUCUGAGUCAUAACAUCUCCAGAUUUUGUUGUCAGCGGAAAGUUUAAUCCUUGUUUUACAUGCUAACGCGCGAUGCUAACGUUAGCUCGGUAACAACUUGUGAGCAGCCUGACGUGGUGGAGGAGACAGAGGCGAGGAGAUGGGCUCUGUCCGCUGGGCUUUCCGCUGUGGGUCGUGGACACCGAGCAGGUCUGACUGGCUGUUUGCUGCUCGCUGCAUUCAGCGGGAGGAGAAAGACAGGAUCGGACAGUUUGUGUUUGUCAAGGAUGCCAAAUCAGCCAUGGCUGGCAGGCUGCUGCUGAGGAGAUUUGUGUGUGAGAGGAUGGGGAUCCCAUGGUCAGAGAUCAAGCUGGAGCGAUCUCCCAGGGGGAAACCUUACCUGGCAGCACCAUUGAAGGUCAGUUCAGGUUCAGGCCCUGAACCCCCAGCCUGGAGUUUCAACCUGUCCCACCAAGGGGAUUACGCUGUGCUCGCUGCAGAGCUUGGGAUGCAGGUCGGAGUGGAUAUAAUGAAGACAGUAAUGCCAGGUAGCAGCUCUGUGCCAGAGUUUUUCCGCAUCAUGACUCGUCAGUUUACAGCGUAUGAGUGGAGCGUCAUCCAAUCGGCUGGCUCGGAGCACCAGCAGCUCGCCGCGUUCUACCGCCACUGGGCACUGAAGGAGAGCUUCAUCAAAGCCAUCGGCACGGGUCUGGGCUUCAACCUGCAGAGAGUGGAGUUUCACCUGGCCCCUGAACCGCUGACACAGGGCCUGGCACUGCGCCAGACCAAGAUGCACCUAGAUGAGGAAGAAGAAGAGGACUGGAUAUUUGAAGAGAGCUUGCUGGAUGCUGAGCAUCAUGUUGCUGUUGCACUUGGACCAGCAGACAAACCAGACUCUGCACCUCUUCGUCCAUCUCUUCCUCCUCCCAGCACGUUUACACUGCUGUUGUUCAGUGACCUCAUCGCCUCGGCCUCACCUCUGACAGAGGAAGACCCCGCCUACUGGGACAGCUUCAAGAUGAAGGCUGAAGCUCCACAGAGACAGAGAGAGACUCUCGCAUCCAAAUAACCACCUGUCUCAAACUGACAAUCACCUGACAUAUCUACACACACACACACACACCUUUGAGAGUUGCCAAAAAAGACAUACAUACAUUGACAUCGAAGCUGCUUUCCCAUUCAACACAAGUCAAGUCAAGUUUAUUUUUAAAGCCAAAAAUCACGGUUUGUCUCAGAGGACUUGAGAAUCCGUACAGCUUCUGACAACUUCUAUAUUUUGAUCCUCUGUUCAGAGGAUGUAAAACUCCACAAAACAAACUUUACACACCUGAUAGACACACACACACACAAACAGUUAAUGUUGAUCAAUAGGUUGAUAUCCUAUGAAUUGUAUUAACUUGCUAUCAAAAUGUGAUGAUUUUGUGUUGAAGAUAGGACAAAGCUGGCGGUUUUUUACAAAUCAAAGCAAUUUAUCCAGAUUAUCUAAUUUCAGGAGAUACAUUGUGAAAAAUUGUGCACUGAAUUCCUCAUGAUUGAUCCUUGUUCGUCCCAACAGCCCUUAAACGAUACAGUGACUGAAAGAAAUCUGUAAUGCGGAGUGUAUUUAAUGUAUAAUAAUUAAGGCUGAAACGAUUCAUCGAUUAAAUCGAAUACAUUAA
Molecule: messenger RNA, 1760 nt
Organism: Micropterus dolomieu (smallmouth bass)
Lineage: Eukaryota; Metazoa; Chordata; Actinopteri; Centrarchiformes; Centrarchidae
Gene: aasdhppt
Product: aminoadipate-semialdehyde dehydrogenase-phosphopantetheinyl transferase
Exons: 7
Coding region: 263-1171 (302 amino acids)
Cellular component (GO): cytosol
Molecular function (GO): holo-[acyl-carrier-protein] synthase activity; magnesium ion binding
Source: RefSeq, a predicted model, not a curated record